Messenger RNA from Pelagomonas calceolata, 3733 nucleotides. Lineage: Eukaryota; Pelagophyceae; Pelagomonadales; Pelagomonadaceae. The record is from the annotation of a GenBank genome assembly.
CCUGGGCUGCUCCCGGGCAAAAAUCGCUUCGUGAGGCGCAGGGAGCAGGAAAAAUACACCAAGCAAGGUUUUCUGCACUCGUUAGAUCGGGCGCGAAAGCAUCAAUCUCGGACUGUGCCCAUUAGCAAAGGCUGUGGACCACACCCAGCUACCAUCACUGACCACACUGCGCCUCUUCAAUCGAGGCGACUGCACCCAAGAGAGCUGCAUCGAUUAACGCUCGAAAAAAGCCACGCACCAACGACCAACCGUAAACGAUGGCCUCCUCCUACAGAGUGAACCUCCUGGACGUACUGAGGACGCAAGCGAACAGCGAGCAGGAGAAUCGCAGACGUGUCCUGCGCGUCUACGGCGGCCUCAUGGCCCUGACGCAUCUCCUCGACGUCUGCGCGGCGGUCGCGCUCGUGGCCUGCUACGGCGGCUUCGAAACUAAAGCUGCCCUCCGGCCCUUCGAACGCUGGGACUUCGCCUUCGGCCACAAGGUCACGGACGUAUUUUUUAUGGCGCUCGCGCGGGCGAUCGUCUUUCCGUUGCUGACACGUUUAGCUGUGCGGUGCGGUCGCCGGGACGGCUGCCUCUGCGCGAAGAAGCCCGCCGCACCGGAGGGCUACGCCGCGCUCGACGGCGAGGAGCGCACGGGCGCCGCCGCCGCCGCGGCUCUCUCGGCCGAUCUCGCCGACAAGGACCGCCAGCGACAGAAGGCGCACGCCGCCGCGCGCAAGCACGCGAUCCUCGGGCUACUUUUUGUCUUAGCGACGGGCAUGCAGGUCUACGUGGGCGUCAAGCUCAACAACUUCGACUGGGGCCCACCCGCGGAUUUUGAGGGCGACCGCGGCCGGGAGCGGCGGCGCACGAAGACGGCGCAGAUUCUGUUGGUCUGCGCGGGCGUGCUCUUCACGAAUAUUAGCGCCUGGCUCGCGCGGGAACUCGUGCGCGAGCUGACGAGGGAUGACGGGCUCUACCUCCCGGAGGUCCACGCGCACCCGCUCGUCUACGACGCGACGCUCUCGCGGCACUGGUGCGACCUCUGCGGCACGCCUAUUAGGAGAGGUGGCGCGUGGCGCUGCAAGUUAUGCGAUUUUGAUUUAUGCGUGCCGUGCGCGUCCCGCACGGAUGCGGCGACGGUGGGCGAGCACGUACUGCGCGGUGACCGUGGGGCAAGGCGAGAAACAAACGUGUCGUCGUCCUCAUACCUGCGCCGAGCUAUAAGCCUCGCGGCGGGCCAGAAGGGGCUCCUCUUCGUCGCCCUCGCGCUCUUGGCAUGCAAUUCUGCUUUAGCUUUGGCCCUGCCCAAAUAUCAAGGAAGGAUCGUCGACCGCGUUGUGAGGAAAGAACGAGGCGCCUUCCGCAACGCCGUCGUCCAGUACCUGUAUUUGAUGAUUGCCCAGGGCCUGUGCCAGGCGGCGUACCAAGCCGCGUUCUCGGUAGUCUCUAGAAACAUCCUGUUCGGCGUGCGCACGACCUUGUUCAAAUCCGUCAUCCGGCAGGACACGGCCUUUUUUGAUGGCACGACGUCCGGGCACCUCACUUCUAGAUUAACAAACGACGCGCAAGUCAUGAUGGCGCCCAUCCAAGCUUCGUUAGCGUCGUUACUCUCGAACUCGAUCAUGCUUAUUGGUGGAGUGACCAUGUGUUUUGCGACGUCCUAUGAGUUAUCAAUGCUGGCCUUCGUCGUCGUCGGUCCGAUCAUGUACCUCUGGGACCUGUACGGGAACUGGUCCAAGAGCCUGUCGAGGCGCGUGUUAGCGGCCUGGGCCGAGGCCAACGCCGUCGCGACGGAGGCCCUGCACCACAUCAGGACCGUAAAGGCCUUCGUGACGGAGGACACGGAGACAAAAAAGUACGACGAGGCCUGCGGCGAGGCGUUGAGGUUAGGUAUUCGCGACGCGCUGGGUUUUGGCUUAACAAGCGCGUUGACGGGCUAUUUAGAUCUUGGCACUGGUGUCUUAAUACUGUGGGAAGGUGGCCGAAUUGUGCUGCGGGGCGACGGCUCCUUAACAAUCGGCGAGCUCGUCACGUUUCAAUUGUAUUGGACUACCAUGAACGCGGCCUACCAGGCGUUGCAGGGGCUCGUGACGUCGUUUACCCGGUCCGCGGCGGCCGCGGAGAAAGUUUUUUCACUCAUAGACAGCCUGCCGGACAUCUCGCCCGACGAUGGCGAGGCGAUUGACUGGGACGUGGACGGGAAGCUGAGCCUCGAGGACGUCGAGUUCCACUACGUCAUGCGGCCCGACGCGAAAGUACUGAGGGGUCUGUCCCUGGAAAUCGCGCCGCGGUCCGUUUGUGCCCUUGUGGGGCGGUCUGGCGGUGGCAAGAGCACGAUCGUCUCGCUGCUCAUGCGCUUCUACGACUGCCGUGGGGGCACACUCAAAUUGGACGGGCGCGACGUGAGUUCAUUGAACGUGAAGGCGUACCGCGGGCUGUUUGGGAUCGUGGCCCAGGACACGCCGUUGUUCGCACGAAGCAUUCGCAAGAACAUCGCGUACGGCCACCCGGGUGCCGAUAAAGACGACGCCGACGCCGACGAGGACCUGGGCAAAGAAGUAGAGGCCGCGGCCGCGGAGGCGCAGGCGCACGACUUCAUUUCUGAGAUGAAGGACGCCUAUCAAACGCGCGUCGGCGAGCGCGGCGGCCGCCUGUCGGGGGGCCAGCGCCAGCGCGUGGCCAUCGCGCGCAUUUUUUUGAGGCGGCCGAAGAUCAUUCUCCUGGACGAGGCGACGUCGGCGCUCGACGAGGACUCGCAGCAGGCGGUGCGGGCCUGUGCGCAAAUCAACCAGUAAGAUGCGCCGCGACAUUUGAUUUCCACACAGGUGCAGGCGUCGCUCGACGCGCUGAUCCGGAAGGGCGACUCGACGGUCGUCCUCGUCGCGCAUCGCCUCUCGACGGUGAUGAACGCCGACAAGAUCGCGGUCAUCGCCGACGGCGGCGUCAAGGAGGAGGGGUCGCACGACGAGUUGUGUGAGCGGGGUGGCGUCUACGCGGGCCUCGUCCGGAAGCAGUUGACGAAGGCCGCGGCGGUCCUGGACCAGGGCAAGGAGGACGCGGUCGAGCGGGCCGCGGCGAACGACACGAUCGACAAGCUGCUGGGGUAGAGUUUUGUAAAGUCCUGUGGAUACUUCGUUCUGGUGGUUUUUAGACAACUCAUUAUCACAUAUUCGUCGGUCGGCGGGAUCGGAGGUAGGGGUCGCCGCCCGGUGACCGCGAGACGCGGCACAACGCGCGACCCUCACCCGGACUCGCGAGCACACAAACUUUGGAUCGCGUAGUAAUCCGCCGCGAUGCCCGAGAGUCCGAGGACGAAGAAUGGCGCUUGUCGAAUCCAAACGCUCGUCACGCCGCGCGGGACGGCGAGCGUUAGCGCUGCUCCGACGAUCGCGCCGCUACCAAAGUAUUUCAUGCCGCUCAGGCUCGUACUUUCUCGCAGCAUGCACGCCUCGUACGCCGCUUUCUUUCCGUCACAGUUAUCGCAGUCGUCCAUGUCUUGUGUGAAUAAUCGAUGGAACUACUCUCAGAGCGGUGCGUGCGUAGCUUGCCGCAGCGCUUAAGCUGCUCGAGGACGCACGCGGUGCACUCGUGAGCUGGGCCCACUGUCUCUGCUCUGCUGAUGAGUGCUCUCCAGCGCAGGAAAUGCAGUCUUAUCCUUCUGAGGGCAGUGCGGCUGCGAGAAGACUGCCAGCCGGCCUCUGGAGUUAAGAGGCGCCAAUUACAGCGUACACAAGACCUUUUUGGUGGG